Molecule: messenger RNA, 3119 nt
Organism: Pangasianodon hypophthalmus (striped catfish)
Lineage: Eukaryota; Metazoa; Chordata; Actinopteri; Siluriformes; Pangasiidae
Gene: tob1a
Product: transducer of ERBB2, 1a
Exons: 2
Coding region: 1205-2185 (326 amino acids)
Biological process (GO): regulation of gene expression
Cellular component (GO): nucleus; cytoplasm
Molecular function (GO): transcription corepressor activity
Source: RefSeq, a predicted model, not a curated record
GUUUCGCAUUUUGCGUUUCUAAUUUUUAUAUUGCACUGAAUUUGACUUGUCAUGGUGGAAAAUGCAGUACAGUGUUGUAUUAUGCAUAGAGAGAACUUCAAUACCCUGCGAAGUUACUGCGUCAGUAGGCGAGAGGUCUCAGUAUCAGGGAGGGGUUGCUAACUCUAGUUGCUAACUAUAGUAAAACUCUCAAACGCAGCCGUAUAAGCCUUUAUUUCAUGGCUACCUUAGUUUAAAGACUGAAUUUUGCGUUUAUAAUCGUCGAAUGUUGGGUUCAUUGUGCUGUUAUUAGCCGAAAGGAACUGGGUUAUUCGUGUUAUGGCUUUAAAACCCAUUUUCUUGGGAGUAAGCGCUGCAUGUAGCCGCAUGCUUCAUGUUUCAGAGCAUUAAUUAAACAGUGUCCGUAUGUGCUAAUGAUGUUAUUUACUAUCACACACUGAAAUUAGUUGGCAGUUGUAGAGAAAAUUCAGCGUAAUAGGCUUAAUUUUUUCCAUAAACGUUUUUCAUAAGCGUUUGUUUCCAUCUUCUAGAAACAUCUCUAAUCUGGAAUGCAUGUCUCAUAAAGUAGGAUUUGUUUCGGAGCGCCUAGCCGCAGUCAGUAGCGAUGCUGUGUGCUUCCAGCAUACUGAGAGCAUACUUUUUAACAUACUAGCACCCAAAUAUCAACCUACUGCUAAUCCUCCUGCACAGGGCAUCUUCUACAAACAAAUAAAAAUCGCUGAGAUGUUCACAGUUGGACGAUAAGGACUCGGUUAGGUUGGAUACAGUGGUGUGGGAUAUAGUGGAAGCUCGUUAUUAUGUAACGCGAUCAGCCCAGAGAGCUGCGUGUCUCUGACGCCAGAGCGCUUAUAGCACGCACGCUGACGUCGACAGGACAGGACUGCCUGGUGUUUCUGCCUCCAGCGCAAACUGUUGCCAGCGAUUAUGAACAGGUUCAGCCCUAAAUUUAACCAUGGAAAAGGCUGAAUAUUCACUCUGCAGCACUGCAGCCAGACUCGGAUGUUUUAAAUCCUUCGUCUUUGUUGAUGCAUGCUACUGGAACUGGAUCACUCAUCUGUGGACGGAGACAUUUCCUCUGCAACCAGCACUUUGUUCCUUUGCCUGGCUCCAGCUGAACCUUGUAUUGUGCAAGGCUUGAUACCACGUGAGAUUUCAAGCGGCUUCUGGAAAUACUAAUAUUUUGCACCUGGCCAGUUUAGCAGCUAUGCAGCUUGAAAUCCAAGUAGCACUCAACUUUAUCAUUUCGUACUUGUACAACAAGCUGCCACGGCGUCGUGUCAACAUUUUUGGCGAGGAGCUGGAGCGGCAGCUGAAACAGAAGUACGAGGGACACUGGUACCCGGACAAGCCAUACAAAGGUUCUGGGUUCCGCUGUAUUCACGUUGGGGAGAAGGUGGACCCGGUCGUUGAGCAAGCAGCCAAAGAGAGUGGGUUGGACAUCGAAGAUGUACGCAACAACCUGCCUCAGGAUCUCAGCGUUUGGAUCGAUCCUUUUGAGGUGUCUUAUCAGAUUGGGGAAAAGGGACCUGUCAAGGUGCUCUAUGUGGAUGAUAGCAAUGAGAAUGGGCUGGAGUUGGACAAGGAGAUCAAGAACAGCUUUAACCCUGAGGCCCAGGUUUUCAUGCCAAUCACCGAGCCUGUGGGACCCUCACCCACGUCCAGCUCACCGUCCCCUCCCUUCGGCCAAUCGGCCGCCGUCAGCCCCACCUUCAUGCCCCGCUCCACUCAGCCUUUAACCUUUACCACUGCCACAUUUGCUGCCACCAAAUUCGGCUCCACCAAGAUGAAGAGUAGUGGUCGCAAUGGCAGCAAGGUGGCACGGAGCUCCCCCACUAACCUGGGCUUGAAUGUGAACAACCUCCUGAAGCAGAAAGCCAUCUCCACUUCGAUGCACUCACUCUAUGGCCUUGGCUUGAGCGGACAGCAGCAGAAGACCUCAGCCCUGUCCCCAAAUGCCAAGGAGUUUGUGUUCCCCAGCCUCCAGGGCCAGGGCAGUCCAAGUGCAAUGUUCCCAGGAGAGAGCUCACUCGGCCUGAGUCUCAGCCCUCUCCAAUACAGUAAUGCCUUUGACGUGUUCGCCACCUAUGGGGGUCUGAAUGAGAAGUCCCUGAUGGAUGGCCUAAACUUCAGCUUGAGCAACAUGCAGUAUUCUAACCAGCAAUUCCAGCCAGUAAUGGCCAACUAGGAAACAAAGAUGCUACUACAAUGACCAGAGAUAUGUGACUGGGGAUUGGAUGGGGGGGUGCUUAUUUUCUAAAAUUCUGAAAAAGAGGAAAAAAAAAAUAGAAAAGAGCAAAAAAAAAAGGAAAAAUUUACACAUUAACUGUACAGUCCCAGUGUACAAGUCAAAGAGCAUGAGCCCGAGGGUGAAUUACUUUGCCCCCUUGAGUUUUUUCUUUUUUUUCUUUUUUAUGAUGAAGCUUGUAGUACUACAUGUCCAAGCUUGGUUACCUAAACUCAACAUUAUAUUGUUUUUUUUUUGUUGUUGUUUUUUUUUUUUUUGCCAACCAAGCACAAAAUUAUUUUUUAUUGACUGUUUUAAGAUAACUCUAUGAGGAAUUAAAACACAAGUCAUGGCCUCUUACAGUAUUUAAGAUAUAGCUGGACAGCCAAUUUUCAAAGGAUUGGCAUAAAUACUAAGUGGAAAUUUCCUGGUCUUUUUUCUAAUUGUAUAAUUUAAUUUAGUACAGAGUUUGUAAAAUAUCAGAGUAUAUAUUGUUUCUACAACAUGGUAUUGCAUUUAUAUCUUUUUACUACUCCAGUGAUCUGUGAUGGCUGCAGCAGCUUUUGUGUUAUUUCUUUUUUUAUUGAAAUUGUAAAAUGAAUCCAUCUUUAAAAACAUUGACUAUUCUGAGGAUUGUGUACAGAAUAUUCCGUAGUGGUGGGAUUUAAGAAUAUUUGCUUUUUUGGAAAAAAAAAAAAGAAACAAGAGUUGUAUUUUCUGUUAAAAGUUAAGAUUUUUGCUAUAUUAUGACAAAAUGUAAUCGUAUAUUAAUUUUGUACCUACAUUGUGCAAUACUUGAUAAAAACACACGGUAUAACAAAAGUAUUGAGUCAGUGUCUUACAUGUUAAGAGGGACUGAUAGUUUAUUAAGUUUGUAUUAAAAUUCUUGAAAAUA